UAUCGCUCUAAAAAUGCAACAUUUUGUGUGAAAAAUCAGUACUUGACUCCUCAAGAACAAAGUCACCAGCAGCAGAAGUUUUCCCCUUACGACUCUCCUUCCCAAUCGCAGCCUGGAGGGCAGUUUCCACCAAGGGUUUAUGUGGGAUACUCUAUAUAUAAAGGGAAAGCUGCUCUUACAGUGGAACCUCGUGCGCCAGAGUUCUCUCCUUUAGAGUCUGGGGCCUUUAAGCUGUCGAAAGAGGGCUAUGUUCUGCUCCAGUUUGCUCCGGCAUCUGGUGUUCGUCAAUAUGAUUGGAGUCGGAAACAGGUAUUCUCGUUAUCAGUGAAUGAAAUUGGACACAUAAUCAGCCUUGGUGCAAGAGGCUCUUGUGAGUUUUUCCAUGACCCAAAUAAAGGAAAGAGCGAUGAGGGCAGAGUGAGGAAAGUGUUGAAGGUGGAGCCUUUGCCUGAUGGUUCUGGCCACUUCUUCAAUCUAAGUGUUCAAAACAAGAUCACCAACGUGGACGAGAACAUCUAUAUCCCCAUCACAAAGGCAGAGUUUACUGUUCUUGUAUCAUCUUUUAAUUUUGUUCUACCAUAUCUAUUGGGCUGGCAUACCUUUGUGAACUCCAUAAAGCCUGAAGAUGCAAAUCGUCAAAACAGCUCUAACGCCACUAACCCUAGAUCUGCAGACUUCGAAUGGACCAGAUAGCAAAAAGGUUUUGAGGUUUCCUAGGCUCCUGAAAGCAGGGAGUAAGCUCUGAGCGGAUAUCGA
This is a messenger RNA of Salvia hispanica, 756 nucleotides long. The record is from RefSeq and is a predicted model, not a curated record. Lineage: Eukaryota; Viridiplantae; Streptophyta; Magnoliopsida; Lamiales; Lamiaceae.